Glossina fuscipes is the source of this 1437-nucleotide messenger RNA. RefSeq names its product probable lysine-specific demethylase 4B. Gene Ontology annotation, molecular function: histone H3K9 demethylase activity; histone H3K36 demethylase activity. NCBI's taxonomy places the organism in Eukaryota, Metazoa, Arthropoda, Insecta, Diptera, Glossinidae. The annotation marks the transcript as partial. Gene Ontology annotation, biological process: chromatin remodeling. The record is from RefSeq and is a predicted model, not a curated record. Gene Ontology annotation, cellular component: nucleus. The transcript has a single exon.
UGUUGGGUAGAAAAACUGAAAGGACAGAACGCUGCACAUAACUCUUUUAUAAAAAAAAAACCAAAAAAAGGAAAAAAGGAAAAAAAAAGAUAGAAAAUAAAAAAAAAGAUAGUUAACUAUAAGAAUGCAACCCUGUAUAUAUGAAAUUAAAAGUCGUCUUUUUACUUCAAUCAAAAAUUUGUCGUUGAAAUAUUAUUAGACAGGAAAGACGUAUAAUUCAUAGAGAAAAAUUUUUUUUUGUUGUAUUCAAAUUGGAAAUUCUUUAUAGAAAAAUUUUCAGAAGCAAUUAGAACUUGAUACGAAUAAGUUCAGAUAUAAAUAAAAUAAAAAAUGUCUACUAACGAUAUACCUCGCAUUAUGGUAUUUCAGCCGACGUGGAAUGAAUUCAAAAAUUUCCCAAAAUAUAUAGCGUUUAUGGAGUCGCAAGGAGCGCAUAAAGCUGGAUUGGCAAAAGUGCUGCCACCGCCGGGAUGGUUAGCGCGUAAGAGCGGUUACGAUAAUUUGGAUGCAUUCAAUAUUACAAUAUCGAGCCCAAUUAGCCAAGUGACUACGGGUGAACCAGGCGCUUAUCAACAAUUUGUCAUAAAACAGAAACCGUUGACACUUGAACAAUUUGCAGUAUUGGCUAAUACCGAACGUUAUCGGACCCCAAGUCAUCUUGAUUAUGAAGAUUUAGAAAGAAAAUAUUGGAAAAAUAUAAUUUACUUACCUCCGAUUUAUGGAGCUGGCGUUAGUGGUAGUAUAACAGAUACCGAUCAGGACUAUUGGAAUAUUAAUCGUUUGGGUACUAUACUUGACUAUGUUAAGGAAGAUUAUGAUAUAGAGAUUGGUGGUGUUAACACUGCUUACUUGUAUUUUGGGAUGUGGAAGACUACCUUCCCGUGGCAUACCGAAGACAUGGACUUAUAUUCUAUAAACUAUUUGCACUUUGGUGCACCAAAAGCUUGGUAUUCGGUGCCACCAGAACAUGGUCGUAAGUUUGAAAAAGUAGCAAAUCAAUAUUUUAAGUCCACUUACCAAAAUUGUAACGCUUUUCUAAGACAUAAGAUGACUUUAAUUAGCCCAAAUAUACUUAAACAGCAUGGUGUACCGGUAAAUAAGAUCACCCAACAGAAGGGUGAAUUUAUGAUAACUUUUCCAUUCAGUUAUCAUGCGGGUUUCAAUCACGGUUUUAAUUGCGCUGAAUCAACGAAUUUUGCAAUGGAGCGCUGGAUUGAAUACGGCAAGCAUGCCAGCCAAUGUACGUGCAGUGCCGAUAAAGUCAAAAUAUCGAUGGAUACUUUUGUCAAACGCUUUCAACCGGAACGCUAUCAAAGCUGGCUUGCUGGCACCGAUUAUGGUCAACACCCUGAAUUUUCACCUAAAAAACCAAUACCAACUUCUCGGUUAUCCUUAUCCUUGGAUGCUAUAGAUAAUAAAUGUAAUGAGAAUGCUCAU